CGUGUGGCAACCCUCAUUUACCAGACUCACCAGUUAUGGCAGGAAUUCAGAGAAGUCCCAGACGGGAUUAUGGGGCUUGUAGAGCAACUGAAGGCCCUGGAAUCGAUAUUCUCCGAGAUCGAAGACCAGUUUAACCAGGAUGGCGCUUCAGCAUCGUUCAAGAACUGUCUUCAUCUAUCAAAAAAGGCUCAUGAUUCUCUAGGAAUUCUAGUUGCAGAUAUGAGAACGCAGCUGCAAGCAAAAAAGAGCGUAAAGCGCAAAUAUGCAGCAGUCAAGAUUUUGCUCAACAAGGCUGUUUUGGCGAGGCUUGAACAGAGUCUAUCUCGAUGCAUGAAUUUUUUACAAUUAGCAAUACAGGCAUAUCAGAUCUACCGUGUAUACAAUAUCGUUCCAAAUGAUUCGGAAAUUAUGAUGAGAAUCCGGGCUGGGGACCUAGCAGGAGUACAAGAGCUCUUCAGCACUAAGGAAGCAUCGCCUUUCGAUAGAAGUAUAGACAAUGGAACACUACUACAUGAAGCUGCAUCUUGCCAACAAUACGAGAUAUGCCAAUUAUUACUUAAUCUUGGUCUUCGGACUCACUCGACACCUCUAGCGGGCAUUGCAACUUCAGUCGUUGCUGACACUGUCGCACAAACCAAGAUACUGAAGAAUACGGUGCCAAGGAAAAUUGCAAAGCUGUUUGCUUUGUAUCUUCAAGAACCGGAUGCCUUGCCGGCAGAAAGGCUACUGGAUUUCGUAAGAGAAUAUUCCACUAACGAUCUCAAAGUCAAAAUAUUUCAAGAGCUUUUCAUGCCUAGCUAUUAUUUUCGCUUAUUGCGGGAUCGUCUAGAGGUUGUGCGACUCGGGGCAUUCAUUGUCCUAUCUCCCAAAACUCUCGAAAAUUUUAUUUCGGAAGAUGGAAUCAUCACGCAAGCUGAUGUUAGGCAGUCAACUCGCGAGAAAUCAUCACUCAUGCACUCUGCAGCUAUCACGUUUGGCUGCAGAUACCCCGAGGCACUCGUGACUUAUCAGAAACCCUUCGCUUGGUUUCGAGCAUAUGGUUCACUUUGGGGUUCAUUUGUAGUGCAUAUUGCCUCCAUGGCGAGCCAACAAGACCUACACAGUAUCGAGGAGGUUGUCCCGUGGGAUGGUUACCAGGUCACUACUUGGAGAGGGACGCCAUUCAUAUCAGUCAUAGGAGCGACUCUUUGCUACCUCUGCCCAGAAAUUUCGCUCUAUCACUGGGACACUAUGCUCCAAGCGAGUAUUCGUAAAUGGCUAUCAUUAUUAAGAGAAGCAGGGGUUGAUUUGAUGGAAUACGGGACAGGAGAGGUGGAGCUGCUUGGUGAUACGGAGGAUUGCACCAGAGGGGCUUUUGAUGCUCACGCCAUUGAGCGUUCAAGAUGUAUAAUACGGCGACGGAUGAAUGGCGUGGAACCGGUGAAAAAGCUAUGCCGCAUGUCUGACGAUAUGUGCUGGACUGACACGCAUUGGAUUCCGCUUCGGAUUAUCGAUCUCAGGGUUGGGCCAGAGCCAGAGGAUUGGAAAAUUAUAUGGGCGCCUGAGUUCGAGUAUAUGGCGCAUGAGUUUUGGAUAAGCAUUGAGAAGAGCAUGGUUCGGAUGCCUGGAGCUUGG
This is a messenger RNA of Trichoderma virens Gv29-8, 1614 nucleotides long. RefSeq lists its product as uncharacterized. The transcript has 4 exons. Lineage: Eukaryota; Fungi; Ascomycota; Sordariomycetes; Hypocreales; Hypocreaceae. The annotation marks the transcript as partial. The record is from RefSeq and is a predicted model, not a curated record.